Molecule: messenger RNA, 1176 nt
Organism: Ustilaginoidea virens
Lineage: Eukaryota; Fungi; Ascomycota; Sordariomycetes; Hypocreales; Clavicipitaceae
Exons: 3
Coding region: 1-1176 (391 amino acids)
Biological process (GO): inner mitochondrial membrane organization
Cellular component (GO): mitochondrial inner membrane
Source: RefSeq, a predicted model, not a curated record
AUGCGACAAUCGUCGUCCUUGGUCAAGGUGGCGGCGCGUGGCCUCGGUUUCCGUCGCCCAGGAACAUUUGUGUGUUGGCAGUGCCGAGCCAUUCAAAUCAGCGCCGCGCCAAGUACAGAUGCAUCCAAGAUGGCGGGAGACGCUUUGGGAGCACCGUUUGACAGCUUCGGAGACAUGGCAGAUGCGCGAUUCGAAGUGCUAGGAUCUCCGUAUUCGAUGCUGUCAGUUACCCUCUCGGCCUCGCAGAAGCUUUAUACGAGGCGGGGCACGCUUGUCGCUGUUGCUGGCAGGCCGGAUAACGCCCAGUCCACCUUGUCCCUCUUGAACCCCCUCACCCGAGCGACCCUUGGAGUUCCUUUUCUGUAUCAGCGAAUAUCAUCGACGACGCCAGUCACAGCACUUAUUUCCACCAGAUCGCCGACGACAUCGUUGUCGGUACUGCACCUCGAUGGGACGACCGACUGGGUAGUUGCGCAGCGCAACGCUCUACUUGCAUGGACCGGGCACACGCUCAGCUUGUCAUUACGCAUCCAACGUGGACUGGGGCUCGCUCACUGGGGCAGCACACAUGUCACUGGGCGAGGACUGGCAGCACUAUCAGCUCCUGGGCAGAUUUACCAACUGACCCUGAGCGAGGGCGAGGAAUUCGUGGCCCAUCCCGGCAGCGUCGUGGCCUACCCUGUGUCGAGGAACGCGCCGCAACCGUUUCGAUUCAAAAGCACAAGCCUGCGACUUCAGGUGCCGUCCUUGACGUCCUGGAUACCGGAGUUCGAGUUGAUGAAGACGGUGCGUGAUUCGAAGACGUACAGGUUCCUGUCGAGGGCCUUGCAUGACUUUAGGACCGUGGCUCGGAGGAGUAUCUGGGGAGACCGACUGUUUCUUCAAUUUAAGGGACCCACAACUAUCCUCAUGUCCAGUCGAGGGGUGCGUGUCGUCGACGCCCUCACCCGUGAGCAAGUCGAGGAGAUUGCCGAUGCGCCAGCGGGUAGCUUGCCAGCUGCGGUUGAGCAAGCAGGCCAACCGAGGACGAUGACGACGAUGACGACGAUGACGACGACGACAGAGGGGAACGAGGCUGGGGCUGGGGUUGCAGGAAAGCUGCACGUGGCUUCAGCGCCAAACGAUGGCAAGGUGACAUUUGACGAUGGAAAAGAGCUAAAGGAGACUGUGCGGUAG